Glarea lozoyensis ATCC 20868 is the source of this 1104-nucleotide messenger RNA. Its product is annotated as Isocitrate/Isopropylmalate dehydrogenase-like protein. The record is from RefSeq and is a predicted model, not a curated record. Gene Ontology annotation, biological process: L-leucine biosynthetic process. The coding region runs from base 1 to 1104 and encodes 367 amino acids. Gene Ontology annotation, cellular component: cytosol. NCBI's taxonomy places the organism in Eukaryota, Fungi, Ascomycota, Leotiomycetes, Helotiales, Helotiaceae. The transcript has 5 exons. Gene Ontology annotation, molecular function: 3-isopropylmalate dehydrogenase activity; magnesium ion binding; NAD binding.
AUGUCAACUCAUAACAUUGUUGUUUUUGGUGGUGACCAUUGUGGUCCUGAGGUUGUCCGUGAAGCUGUCAAAAUCCUGAAAGUCCUCCAAAAAGGCAGACCAUCCGUCGGCACAUUCAACUUCCAAGAACAUCUCCUGGGCGGCUGCUCAAUCGACACCCACGGCGUCCCCCUCACCGACGAAGCCCUCGAAGCCGCCAAAUCCGCCGACGCCGUCCUCCUCGGCGCCAUCGGCGGUCCAGAAUGGGGCACCGGCGCCGUCCGUCCAGAGCAGGGCAUCCUCGCGCUCCGCAAACAAAUGGGCACGUACGGGAACCUACGACCGUGUAAUUUUGCCUCGGACUCGCUCGUUGAUAUCUCGCCCCUCAAGGCGGAAGUGUGUAGGGGUACGGACUUCAACAUCAUCCGCGAGUUGACGGGCGGUAUAUACUUUGGCGAGCGCAAGGAGGACGAUGGGGAUGGAACGGCUUGGGAUACGGAGCCGUAUUCGAGACCUGAGAUUGAGCGCAUUACGAGGCUAGGUGCGCAUUUGGCGUUGCAGCAUGAUCCGCCAUUGCCAGUUUGGAGUUUAGACAAGGCGAAUGUCCUAGCCACUUCGCGAUUAUGGAGGAAGGUCGUGACGGAGGUCAUGAGCAAUGAAUUCCCGCAGCUGAAGAUCGGACAUCAUCUCAUUGAUUCGGCGGCUAUGUUGAUGGUCAAGAAUCCACGGGCGUUGAACGGGAUCGUGAUUACGAGUAAUCUGUUUGGGGAUAUCAUUAGUGAUGAGGCGAGUGUGAUUCCGGGCAGUAUUGGGCUUUUGCCGAGUGCGAGUUUGGCGGGGAUUCCGGAUGGGAAGGGGAAGUGUAAUGGGAUUUAUGAGCCUAUUCAUGGUUCCGCCCCAGACAUCUCAGGGAAAGGAAUCGUAAACCCAAUCGGCACAAUCCUCUCCAUAGGCAUGAUGCUUCAAUACUCGCUCAACCUCCCAGCCGAAGCCAAGCUCGUCGAGGAAGCGGUACGAAGAACAAUUGAAAGUGGUGUGCGAACUAGAGAUAUCGGAGGAACCAAUUCUACAGUCGAAGUUGGUAAUGCUGUGGCGAAGGAGCUGACAGCUAUAUUGGCUCAAUAG